Messenger RNA from Ictalurus punctatus (channel catfish), 2698 nucleotides. It is a transcript of the gene mfrp, whose product is annotated as membrane frizzled-related protein. The record is from RefSeq and is a predicted model, not a curated record. Lineage: Eukaryota; Metazoa; Chordata; Actinopteri; Siluriformes; Ictaluridae. The transcript has 14 exons. Gene Ontology annotation, molecular function: protein binding. Bases 259 to 2019 code for a protein of 586 amino acids.
CGCGCGUACGUGUAUGUGUGUGUGUGUGUGUGUGCGCGCGCGCGUGCGUGUACGCGCUUGUGUGUGAUGCAAAGAUUCGGCUCAUUAUUAGGAAUUUUAGUGCCCCAAAUGACCCUAAAUCCCCUCCCUCUUCUUUACCUACUCAGUCCUCUCAGCUGACUUGGCUUUGUGGAAAAAUUCAGAGUUCUCACCCUCACCAAAACAGGAACAACUUCAGCAUGCCACAAAUAAUGUCAAAAGUCUUGUUAGAAUUGGAAAAUGGCAGACCCUGAAACAUCCAUCCAUGACUCAGAUUUGUACAAGAAUGUAUUUUGCAAUCCAGCAUUCGAACCAGGUAAUGAGCAUGAUGAAAUCAAAGUAUUUAAGGUUGCCAUAUCCUCAGAACCCAUCAACAGUGCUACAACUCGAGGAAGCAGCGUGUUUGGUCUGUGUGGGGUCUGUGUGAGGAGACGGUGGUGUAGUUGGGGAGCACUGUUGUUUUCAGCAGCUGUGCUGUUCUUGUUGGCUGUCCUGGGACUCACACUAGCACUUGUUCUCAAACAUAUGAAUCGAGAUCCUGCUGAAGGAAGAGUGCUGUCUCUAAACUCCUGGAGUGGUGGCAGUGUUCAGCAAAGUCUUGUCACAAAUCCCACUAUUCCUCUUCCUGAAUACAGCUCACCCAUGCCACACCUUGAGCAUGAGCCCAUCCCAUAUACAAAAUGUGGAGGGAUCCUGACUGAAUCAGAGGGAACUAUCAGCUCCCCCAACCAUCCAGGCCAAUACCCUCCUGACUCUUUGUGUGUGUGGGUGAUCAGAAUGUCGCCCCCAUCUCUGGUCCAGCUCUACAUCUCCUCCCUGGCCAUUGAGGGACCGCUGCCAUGCCUUUUUGAUUGGCUGGAACUUAGAGAAGAGGGAGAGCAUAAUAUCACAGUCACCAGGUUCUGUGGUAAUGUGGCUCCACCCACUGUGAACACUAACAGCAGCACUGUAUGGGUUUCAUUCCGAUCUGAUGGCAGUAUAGGGGGCAACGGCUUCAUUGCACAGUAUCACGCCAUCCUUCCAUGGCAAAAAAGCUGCUCUACAGAGGAGUUUAUGUGCGAUAGUGGCCGUUGCCUGUUGCCUGUGUCUGUGUGUGACAACCAGGUGAACUGUCAGGACCAGACAGAUGAGGCCAACUGCAGCCACAAACACAAGGACUGUGGAGGUGAAAAGACAGGUUCAAGUGGCUCACUGUCCAGUCCAAAUCAUCCAAUGCCUUAUCCUCACCAGCAGCGGUGUACGUGGCAUAUAUCCGCAGAGAAAGGCCAAGGUAUCCAGCUGAGUUUCCACAACUUCAGCCUGGAGACUCAAGAUGUCUGUGAGUUUGACUAUGUUGAGGUUCAUGAUAGUAGCAACACUGGAGACAGCAAUAUCCUAGGCAGAUACUGUGGCUCAGACCUCCCUCCUGACCUUACCUCCACUGGGCCUGUGAUGAGUGUGGUGUUUGUGGCUGAUGAAGGUGUGGCAGACAGUGGCUUUUAUGCCUCAUAUCAGGUCAUCUCUCUCUCAGAGAGAGGCUGCAGUCCGGAGCAGUUUGCCUGCAGUACAGGGGAAUGUCUACAACGUGACUGGCUCUGUGAUGGCUGGAAUGACUGCGAAGAUGGUUCAGAUGAGCAAAACUGCAGCAAUUCCACCUAUCCACCUUUUGCUUCAUCUUGUGAGCCCAUUCAGGUGGAGAUGUGCCAAGGUCUGAGCUAUAAUCUCACCUCCUUCCCCAACAUAUGGCUCUCCAUUGCUGAUCAGAGAGAUGCUGCUUAUUUGCUUCAUCAGUACAGUGUGCUGAUGGAGUUGCAGUGUUUUAAGCCCCUGCAGCAGCUCGUGUGUGCGCUGUUCGUGCCGCAGUGCAGUGUGCAGGGUGGAGUGCUGCCGCCAUGUAGCUCUGUGUGUUCAACGGCAGAACAGCAGUGUGCGCGUGAUCUGGAGCUCUUUAGCCUCAGUUGGCCCUUUAACUGUCACCUACUGCCUGACUCACACGACCCCAUGCAAUGCUCAAUCCCAUAGGAUACAGCACUACUUACACUGACUCAUUUCACAACAUGACUCAACAUUAUUGAAGUUCUACUUCAGAUUUGAGUGUCUGUUAAUAAGUUUUUAUUAGGAUCAUUCAAGCUUACAUUUGUCCGGGUGCUCCAAAUAUAUACAUUUAUACCAUACCCACAUACUAUGUUGUAAUUCCAAUGAACUACCUUGUGUUUCUUAUUUAAGUUCUACCCUUUUAAUAUGCUCAGCUACAGAAUUGAACUGUGGCUGGGACCUACAUCUUAUCUGCCUCAGCCUUUCAACUGCCAUAUGCUGAUAUGCUGUAUAUCUCACAGCAUAGAGAUUCUCAUGUCAAACUUCUUCAGUGGCUGGAGAUGAUGUCAGGGGCCUCAUGAUUUUUAUUUUAUUUUUUGGAAGCAAUUUUCCUGAUGUCUAAUCUGUGUUUGUCAUAGUGGAUUAUGAAAAUAGUUCUAGGUUAAUAAAUUUUAACCAAAUAUAAAGUAUUUAGAGUGCAUUGGUACUACAAACAAAACAAAAAAUUUAAAUGACAGCAAUUAUAAUAUAUCAGUAAUUUUUUACUAGAAAUUAGAAAUGUUACUGCUUGACUGAAACUUAUUUCAGCUUCAGCAAGCUGGACCAAUCUGUAUAUUUAUCAACAAUUAUAUGAAGGAUAAUCCCUUGAAAAAAAAAAAAAUAUAUA